This is a messenger RNA of Juglans regia (Persian walnut), 560 nucleotides long. RefSeq lists its product as uncharacterized. NCBI's taxonomy places the organism in Eukaryota, Viridiplantae, Streptophyta, Magnoliopsida, Fagales, Juglandaceae. The record is from RefSeq and is a predicted model, not a curated record. Gene Ontology annotation, molecular function: structural constituent of ribosome. Gene Ontology annotation, cellular component: ribosome. Gene Ontology annotation, biological process: translation. The transcript is spliced from 3 exons. Bases 57 to 359 code for a protein of 100 amino acids.
GGUCCGGAAAGACAUUUUCUUCCGAGCCGAAGUUCGCUUUCGCCAAAACAACAGCAAUGAAGGUACGGUCGGCAGUUAAGAAGAUGUGUGAGUUUUGUAAGACGGUUAAACGUCGUGGUCGUGUUUAUGUAUUAUGCACAGCUAAUCCUAAACAUAAGCAACGACAAGGCAUGUCAACAUUUUCAUAUGAAGGCCAGCCUCCUCCUACGUCUUUGGAUAUGAGUACCAAACUGGAUAACUUUUCAGGUCACAACUUCAGGGCUGGUCUGGCUUCUCUCACACCAAAAAGGCCGGACUCUUCAAUAAUGUAUGGAUGGAGGGUAGGCCUCGCAUCCAUCCUGUCCAAAAAGGCCAAUUAGCAUCCGUUCUAUGUGGAAGGGCAAGAAUGAAAUGGGACGGGGACAAAGUUUGAUGAGGAACAAAUGUUACUGAUUUUUGCCUUGUGUAAUUUUGUUUCUGUGCUGCUAUGCUUAUUUUGUCAACUCUUGACCUUAUUUUUUAUGUUCUGUUCAAUCUGAUGCUAUAUUCUACAGCUAUAGUUGAAAGGGAUGGUUAAAAAA